GACAAGGAGACGGCCGAGACCCGCAAGGCAGUCGAGCGCUACCUCUCGAGGCUGGCCCCCGCCACGCAGCAGUUCGCGGAGGCGCACCCCAGCUGGGGCGAGUGGCAGGCCCCGACGGACUCGCGCCACCUGCAGGCGUUCAAGGACAGGCUCAGCGCUCGCAUGACGACGCUGGCCAAGGCGGCGGUUGCAGCGCUGCGGGCCCGCAAAGGCGACGAGGACUUCAAGGAGGAGCUCGGCAUGCUCCGCUAUUGCCAGGACCAGCUGCUGCCACUGAAGGAGCAGCGCGAGCAAGCACUGACUCGGCUCAACGAGGCGAAGGACCGCCUGCACAACACCUAUGCCAGGAUCAAUGUGCUCGAGGCUCAGGCCGAAGAAGGCCGCGAGGAGGUGGAGGACUUGAAUCAGAGCUUGAUCGACAUCGACAACAAGAUCAAGGCCGAGAUCGCAGAGAUCAUCCAGGAGCCUCCGAGUACCAUGGCAGUGGAAUCAGGUACAGCUCAGGGUACAGCACCUCCGAGCCCAGGGCUGCCAGCCGUUGCGGUUUCGUUUCGAGAGCAGCGCGAUGCAGCACUUCAGCAGCGCGACCUCAUCUACCAGCACAAUCAACAGAUGGAGGCGCAGAUGAGGUUGAUGCAUCAGUACAUGCUGAACCACUGUGCGACGGCAGCUCCACCACCAGCAGGCCCCUUCCCAACGCCUCAGGCGGCCGAGCCAGUGUCGGCGCCAGCGGUGGGGUUUCCAGCAGCAGGGAGUACAGCAUCGGCGCCGGCUUCCCUCACAGAUGCUCAGCUCCAGGCGGCCAUCAUCGAGAUGUACCAG
Molecule: messenger RNA, 822 nt
Organism: Prorocentrum cordatum
Lineage: Eukaryota; Dinophyceae; Prorocentrales; Prorocentraceae
Source: the annotation of a GenBank genome assembly